Oldenlandia corymbosa var. corymbosa is the source of this 1891-nucleotide messenger RNA. NCBI's taxonomy places the organism in Eukaryota, Viridiplantae, Streptophyta, Magnoliopsida, Gentianales, Rubiaceae. The record is from the annotation of a GenBank genome assembly.
GUCAUUAAUUAGCCCUAGGGGCUACGACAAGAGUGAAUAUAAAUCUAUUGAGCUCUUCAAAGUCGUGCCAUACAUGUGUAAUACGGGUUAUCCGGCAAUGGAUCGCAAAUACACUGCACUACUUCUUGUGUCGCAUUGUGUGUUAAUGAUGCUCACUUCUUGCCUGGCUCUGAAACAAACCAACAUUGAUACUGAUCGAUCAGCCAUUCUAACCUUGAAAGCCCACAUCACCUCAGACCCUAACCAGAUCUUGUCCAAAAACUGGUCUUCCACUGCGCCAUCUUCCUCUGUUUGUGGCUGGAUUGGAGUCCGGUGCGGCCACCGCCACCACAGAGUCACCGCUUUAGAUAUUUCAGGAAUGAAUCUUACGGGCACGAUUCCUCCGCAUUUGGGCAAUCUCUCCUUUCUAGUUUCUCUCAAUUUGACGAGUAACUAUUUCCAUGGAACAAUUCCUACUUGGUUUGGGCCUAAACUUCAUGUCUUGGAUUUAGGUUACAACGAUUUUGGUGGAAUUGUCCCUUCUUCCAUUUCUAAUCUGUCAAAUUUGAAAUUUUUGUCUCUUGAAUUCAAUUCUCUCACAGGAAUUAUCCCUGAAGUGAUUGGAUAUCUCACGAGGUUAACUGUUUUGGAUCUUCAAUCCAAUUUUCUUGUUGGUUCCAUUCCCUCCUCUAUAUUCAACAUUUCAACGUUGGAGAUUGUUCGUUUGAGAUAUAAUAACUUGACAGGAAGUAUUCCAAAUGAUUUUUGUCACCAUCUUCCAAAUCUCCAACAGAUUUGGUUGGGUGCCAACAAAUUAAGUGGCCAAAUCCCCCCAAGUAUAUCCCGUUGUUCGAAACUUCAGACACUAUCAUUAGCCCACAACAAUUUGAGCGGAUCCAUACCUAAAGAACUUGGCAACUUGGAGAUGCUGGAAAAGUUAUAUCUUAGUCAUAACAAUCUACAAGGUACAAUUCCACGAGAGAUCGGGAAUCUUUACAACCUCAGGGUGUUAAUUACAGGCAGCAACAACAUUUCAGGCUCCAUUCCAAAGGAAAUAGGAAACUUGACCAUACUUACCACACUUGACGUUAGCGAGCUUCUCUUGACAGGGGCAAUACCUGGAGAAAUAUGCCACCUUCAAAAGCUGGAGUACUUGUUUGCAGACUAUAAUGACUUGAAUGGCCCCAUACCAAUAGGGAUUUUCAAUCUCUCAACAUUGACUCAGGUUGCGCUUAAUGUUAAUCACCUCGCUGGAAAUCUUCCAUCGCAUAUUGGUGAUCAAUUGCCUAAUAUAAACAUAAUUGACCUUAGCGGCAAUAAUAUCGGUGGAGUUAUUCCAGUUUCAAUUGGAAAUUGCUCUAGCCUAACCUUUCUAAAUCUUCUUGACAACCAGUUCACUGCUACAAUUCCCAAAUCCAUUGGAAACCUUGAAUAUUUAGAAGUGCUACUUCUUAGUGGUAACAACUUGACCCGUGAUCCAUCAUCAUUGGAAAUAGAUUUUCUUACUUCUCUGGCAAAUUGUAAGUCUUUGAAGAACCUACAGUUGGCUAGCAAUCCACUGAAUGGGAUCCUUCCGAAUUCCAUUGGUAAUCUUUCUGCCUCCCUUCAAAUACUUAACUUGGGGGUAGCAAACAUCAUAGGCCCAAUACCUAGCGAAAUCGGCAAUCUAAGUGGUCUAACGACCAUUGGUCUAAACGGAAACCAGUUGAUUGGGGAUAGUCCAAGUUCAAUCCAGCAAUUAAGAAAUCUUCAAUAUUUGUCUCUUGAUCAAAACAAAAUAAGGGGAACUUUGGAUUCUUUGUGCAAAUUGCACAAAUAUUUUUCUAGCCUCUUUCUGGAGGAGAACCAAAUGUUUGGGCCAAUUCCAGAUUGUUUUGGCGAUAUCACCUCUCGGAGAAAUCUUUAUCUAUGA